Molecule: messenger RNA, 2244 nt
Organism: Paramisgurnus dabryanus
Lineage: Eukaryota; Metazoa; Chordata; Actinopteri; Cypriniformes; Cobitidae
Gene: dimt1l
Product: DIM1 dimethyladenosine transferase 1-like (S. cerevisiae)
Biological process (GO): rRNA methylation
Cellular component (GO): nucleolus
Molecular function (GO): rRNA (adenine-N6,N6-)-dimethyltransferase activity
Source: RefSeq, a predicted model, not a curated record
AGGAACCCGCAUCUCCUUCUGUAGUAGUUUACACACGUGCUUGAUACAUUAGCGGUGUGUUGAUAUUUGCUCAGAAUUUAGUGCUUGAAAUUUCAGGUAACAGCUGACAAAAUGCCGAAAGUUAAAGCCGAGAAAAAAUCCCGACAGCACCAGGAAGUAAAGAGUCAAGGUAUUAUGUUCAAUACUGGCAUUGGUCAGCAUAUUUUGAAGAACCCUUUAGUUGUCAAUGGCAUCAUAGAGAAGGCUGCACUACGACCAACAGAUGUGGUUUUGGAAGUUGGUCCUGGAACUGGUAACAUGACUGUUAAACUUCUAGAGAAAGCCAAGAAAGUAGUUGCUUGUGAAUUGGACACCAGGCUUGUUGCAGAGCUUCAAAAAAGAGUACAGUGCACUCCGAUGCAGCACAAGCUUCAGAUCCUCAUAGGGGAUGUGCUCAAGACAGAGCUCCCAUUUUUUGACGUCUGCGUGGCUAACUUGCCUUAUCAGAUAUCGUCCCCUUUUGUGUUCAAGUUGUUACUUCACAGGCCAUUUUUUAGGUGUGCUGUGCUGAUGUUUCAGCGGGAGUUCGCCAUGCGUUUGGUUGCUAAACCUGGUGACAAACUCUACUGCAGACUUUCCAUUAACACACAACUUUUGGCCCGGGUGGAUCAUCUCAUGAAGGUGGGCAAGAACAAUUUCAGACCACCUCCAAAAGUAGAGUCCAGCGUGGUGAGGAUCGAGCCGAAAAACCCUCCACCCCCAAUAAACUUUCAGGAAUGGGACGGUCUUGUCAGAAUUGCAUUUGUUAGAAAGAACAAAACACUCAGUGCUGCCUUCAAGUCCACUGCUGUUGAGCAACUUUUGGAAAAGAACUACAGAAUCCACUGCUCAGUGCACAACAUAGAAGUGGCAAAGGACUUCAACAUUGCACAGAAAAUUGACAGCGUUCUCCAAGAGUCCAAGUUCAGUGAAAAGAGGGCACGUUCUAUGGAUAUAGAUGAUUUCAUGCUGCUUCUUCACGCUUUCAACUCUGCCGGGAUACACUUCUCCUAAAAGAGCCACUGAGUUGACAGGAAGUGAUGUCACGGUCUUCUCAUAUCCUGAUCAAUGUUUUCAGAAUUGAAUGAGUUUUUCAAUGGCUAGAUAAUGGGACACUUAAUAACAAAGGCUUUGAAUGUUUUAUGUGCCUUUCCCGAAUGGGAAAAUGUUUGGAGACUGAUGAUGACUGCCAAGUGGAGUUCAUGGCAGGGUCUGAAGAGGACAUUGAUUUUUAAAGGGAUGUUAUGACCUUUUAUUUAUUCGCUCUCUGGUUGUGAGUGCACUUGAGUUUGUAGUAGCCAAAAAUAGAAAUCUUCCACUUCAUUUAUCUCAGCACAACGUUGACGCCAGGCUCCUGCCAACUGUGUGCAACUCAGUACUGGACUGACCAAGUGUGAAAGAAACCUUAUAUAUAGAUAUAACCAGCAUAACUACAGUUAAUGUAACUGUAUUUUGAUAUGUAAAUAUAAAAUGACAAUUAAUAAUUAUGAAAUGUGUGUAUGUGACUGACCUAUUGGAUUAAAGUGCAGUGGCGGCUCAUGAGUGCUCAUCCGAGGGGCUCAAAUUCAAAAUACGUGUUUGGAGUGUCAUGUGUGUUGCUUGUGUUUUCAAAAUAUGUGUUUGUUGCAUCAUGUGAACCAUGUGCAUCACAUGUUUUGUCAAAAUAAGUGCCUGCUGCACACGCGUGAAAACUUUUUAUGAUAAAAGAGACGAUCACGUUCACAAAAUACACGCAAGACACUCCCUUAACAGUAAACGCUGAUUAUGCGAGUAUCUGGCAAACGCGAGCUUCUCUUUUAUCAUUAACCCUUUAGACGCGUCUGCAGCAGGCACUUAUUUUGAGAAGACACGUGAUGCACAUAGGAUCACUUGAUGCCCCAAACACAUUUUGAAAUUACGAACCACACACAUUAUGGGAUACAUACUUGUUGUGACGAACUACACAUCGUGUGCCCUCGACAAAAGAAGUCACCGGCCACCACUGUUAAAAUGUGUUUAAAAAUCAGUCUGGUUCUGAAUUUAGGUUUAGAUAAAUAAGCAAGUAAAUCUGCAUGAUUCUGUGCACCCAUCAACUGUUUAGAACCAGAUGACUAGAUUAUUUAAUUCAAACUAAAAACUCAAAACAGGUGAAACAUUGUCAUUUAAUCUUAGCCUUUUGCUUUUUCAGUGUGCAAGUCUGAUCUGAUCAUCCGGUAGUUUUAUUCACAUAAAAUAAUAUUAAACCAA